This is a messenger RNA of Oenanthe melanoleuca, 2436 nucleotides long. Its product is annotated as serpin B6-like. The record is from RefSeq and is a predicted model, not a curated record. Lineage: Eukaryota; Metazoa; Chordata; Aves; Passeriformes; Muscicapidae. Bases 416 to 1555 code for a protein of 379 amino acids. Gene Ontology annotation, cellular component: cytoplasm. The transcript is spliced from 8 exons. Gene Ontology annotation, biological process: negative regulation of endopeptidase activity. Gene Ontology annotation, molecular function: serine-type endopeptidase inhibitor activity.
UCGCACGGUGCCGUGAGGAAAGGAAAGUGAAAGCGCGCCCGGGGGUGUGGGUUUGGAUGCUGGGACGGGCGGUGCUGGUGUUUUCCUUGGCAUAGAGCUUGAUAAAAGAGCAUUGGCGAGCUGCCGUGCCGAUUGUGUGUUUGCCGGAGAGCUCUGACAGUGAUACUGGGAAUUUGUGUGGGAGGGCUGUGCAGGAAAUCCCCGAAUUCUGAUGUAAACUCCUCCCGUAUUCGGGUCGGAAAGGAAGCAGCAAACCUGAGAGUUCUGCUUUAAGAAGAGUGGGGAAAGCUGCUGUGCAAAGUUCUUCAGCCGAAUCCUCCCAGCCCAGCUGGCAGGUUCAAAACCUAGCGUGCACACGUAGAAGCAAGCUGCAGGUACCACUGAAGGUGUGUUCACUUCCAGAAGACUCAGCAGCAUGGAAAGCCUGUGUGCAGCAAACACCACUUUUGCACUGGAGCUGUUAAGAAAGCUGUGUGAGAAGAAAAGUGGUCAGAAUGUAUUCUUUUCACCGUUUAGUAUUUCUUCUGCUUUGUCUAUGGUUUUGCUGGGUUCAAGAGGUAGCACUGAAGCCCAAAUACAAAAGGUGCUUUCUCUGCACAACACCCAGGAUGCUCACAAUGGCUAUCAAUCCCUUCUGUCCAAAAUUAAUGAUCCAAACACCAGAUACAUCCUGAGAACUGCGAACCGGCUCUAUGGAGAAAAGACAUUUGAGUUUCUCAAAUCAUUUAGAGAGUCGAGUCAGAAAUCCUACCAUGCUGGCCUAGAACAGAUGGACUUCCUGCAUGCUUGGGAGGAUGCCAGGAAACAAAUCAAUGGCUGGGUGGAGGAGAGGACUGAAGGUAAAAUUCAGAACCUGUUGGCAGAGGGGAUUCUGGAUUCUCUGACCAGACUUGUGUUGGUGAAUGCCAUCUAUUUCAAAGGCAACUGGAAAGAGCAGUUCAACAAACGGAGUACCAGAGAAAGGCCAUUCCACAUUAGUAAGAAUGAAACCAGACCUGUGCAGAUGAUGUUCAAGGAAGCAGAUUUUAACAUGACCUACAUUGGGGACAUCCAGACCAAAAUCCUUGAGCUGCCCUAUGUGGGUAAUGAACUGAGCAUGAUCAUCCUGCUCCCUGAUGCCAUCCAGGAUGGAUCCACAGGCUUGGAAAGACUGGAGAGAGAACUUACAUACGAAAAGCUGAUGGAUUGGAUUAGACCUGAAAGAAUGAACUCUACAAACGUGAGGGUGUCUUUACCCAGAUUUAAACUGGAAGAAGAUUACAAUCUUAAACCUAUUUUAACAAACAUGGGAAUGCCAGAUGCAUUUGAUAAAGAGAAGGCAGACUUCUCAGGAAUGUCAUCUGGGAAUGAGCUGGUGCUGUCUGAAGUGGUUCACAAGUCCUUUGUGGAAGUCAAUGAAGAAGGCACUGAAGCAGCUGCUGCCACAGCAGUGAUGGUGUACUACUGUGCUCUUGUGGGAGUUCCGGAUUUCACUGCUGACCAUCCCUUCCUCUUCUUCAUCAGGCACAACAAAACCCGCAGCAUUUUGUUCUGUGGCAGAUUUUGCUGUCCCUAAGCAGCAGAUACCUUGGCAGCAAAGGUGCCAUCACACAAUAAAUUUACAUUUCUCUGGAACAAGGUGACUUCUUUUGCACUAAUUGUCUCUUUCAGCUGUGCCUGAAUCCUCUUGUGUAGUGUUGAUCUUGGGCCUGGCAGGAAUAUCCGAGCUACUCAGACAAGCACAGGACCUGCCAUGUCCAUCCUGUCUUGCACGUGGGUGCAGAGAUCUCCAGGUUCUUGCUGACACAAGAACCAUCCCACUUGCUCUGUGAGCGCUGCUUCUGUGCUGGACUUCACUUGUGGUGUCCAGCAGGCAGAGUCAGGCAGUGAGAGCCCAUGGGAGAGGAGAAGUUACUUUUGCUUGUGACAAGGCUGGAGGACAUUUGUAGCUUCCCUCAGCUUUUACCUUGCAGGCUCAUCCAUUUAGUGCCUGGGUACAUUGCCUGGAGCUGAAAGGAGUUAAUGGCAGCCUGUUCUAGGUAUUGCUGAGCAUCAUUUAUAGAUGUGUGUCUUUGGCUAGUAACUGGAGAAGCACGUAGGGAAAAGUGAGAACCAAAGUAUACUUUUAUGCCAGAUGUCCCUGUUAGGUAUUUGUGGGGCAAGUAUCUUUUAUUCCAUCAGCCCAGGAUACCUGGGUUUAUUCCCUGUCACCUGGUUCUGGUCCUUUAACAGAGAAUGUAAUAGAAGGAGCCUAUGCAAUAUUUGAAGGACGAAGCUUUGAUUAUACAUAUAUAUAUCUAUAUAAUAUAUUUUGCUACUGAUGUUUAUCUUAUGAAUAUUUUCUUAUCUUAGUUUACCUGUAUCAUACCAAAGACUCAGCUGCUACAGCUUUCCUUGCAUUGGGAUGUGUUCUGCGGGUGCUGUUCCUGGAAUAAUAAAAGAAGUGUAAUGGCUGCA